AUGCUUAAGCCACCCGUGAAAGAUGGCCCAGGGAAAUACAGUACCUUACCUCCUAUCCAAACUGGGCCCAAACCAUCCGAAGAAAAAAGGGAGGUGAACAGCGCUGCUCAAGCCAUGAAAGACUACAUGAAAGCAAUGGAAGCACAGGCGGUGGCGUGUCCGUCAGCUGAUCCAGAGCUUCCCUCUAUUAUGAGUGGGGAAGACAGGAAACGAUAUUUGGACUACAUGCGUUUGAAGCAGUUUGUGGAGCGCAGGCCCACUGCCCCUUUCCAGCAGCAGUGGUUGGAUUCUAUGUUGACACUCGUGCCUCCGCAGCUUAGCCAAGGGCCUCAGCAGCAGGGGUUGCUGGAGGAACUGUGCAAAGAGGUCAGAGAGAACUACAGUAGAUGCAUGAACGAACACAAAGUAAAUAUGGUGCUCCGAAAACCAGAAAUUAAAGGAUCAGAUGUUGAUGGACAAAGACUUCUAUCAUCCAAAAAAUCCUUUGACUUCUCGAGGCCUUGGCAUGACAGCUUUGUCAGGAAUCGUAAGAGGAUCAAAGAGAACUUGCAUAUCCUGCAUCCAGUUAUGAGAGUUAUUUUGGAUAUUUGUCACACAACAUUUUCUCAGUUGCUGUUGGUUGAUCUCUCAGACUGCAGAUCCACAGGGCCUGUGGACUGUGAGAAUCUGAAGAACAAAGUGGCUGUAGAGUGUGAGAAAAUAGAGGAAAAGAUUAUGAAUACCUGGUUCCCCAAGGUCAUUAACUUGCUCACCAGCAAGAAGACAUUCAAAAACGUGAAAGCAGAGAAGCUUGACUUCUUUUACAACUGUGCUUCAACCCUUAUUUCCAAUCAACUAAAGGCACUGGUUGAGCGGAGCGUCACAGAGUUUGUCCAUCUCUUUGAUUCCACUGAUGCUCACAAAAUACCUCUCUUCAAAAUGGAUCUAAUUGCUGAUGAUGAGAAGAUAGAACUUUACCCCAGUUUCCAGGAUUUGGAGGAUGCUGUGCUAGAAAUGAUUCAUCUUAUUUCCAGUACCAUGCAGAAUGUUCAAACGGUUCAGUCCUUCCUGGCAGAGACUAACUCCUCAGUUGUAGAUGCUAAACUGCCAGAUCACAUUCUGGUAUGGGCUCAGACCACACUCAGGAAUGCUGUGGAGAAACACCUUGUGGAGCCAGUCAAACACUUUCAGCAUUAUGUUGACAGCUAUGACUGGCUUGUAAAUGGGACAGCCAAGGCACGGGUUGAGAAAUUCAUCAAGGAGGAGCACAGCUUUAAUGAGUACAUUCAGAUAGUGGAGGAGUUCCGCUCUCUGUCUAAGGAGGUUGUCAGCCUGCCCUCUGUAGCUCAUUUUGACAUGGUGUGGUUAGGUUGUGAAGAGUUAAAACAGGACCUAGCCAUGAAAGCAAAGGCCUUUGCAGAGAUCCUCAUACAGCAACUGAUCAACAUGCACAGAGAGAACAGUAAACAGAUCUGUCAGGAGUUUGAGACCAUUCAAGAUAAUGCUCUCAUGGUGUCAAAUACGACAGAAGACAUGACAAAUAUGACCGCUUUUAUUGAGCAUGCAAAAACUAAAGGAAUUGAAGAGCUCAAUAGCAAAAUAAUGGAGAUACAGCAAAGGCUGAGUUACCUGUUUGAUGUCCACAUAUUUGAUGCAGAAGAUCUUGAACUUAAUUCUACUGUGUUUAUGUGGCCACAGAAAAUACAUCCAGUUUUUGAACUCAAUGCUGAGCUAAUGGAGGAAGCCAAACAGAAAGGAACACAGGAAUUGUUGGCCAGGAGAGAGAAGCUGUUACUGGAGCUGGAGAGAUUGGGCCGCAGGAUGGAGGAGUUUCUAGAAUGUUCAGAAUUAGAUAUGAUGCAACAGUAUGCCACAGAUGUGAGAACUGUGCAGAAGAGGCUCCAGGAUGUCGAGAAAUCUAUUCUUUACAUUAACAAAGAUGAAGCUUUUUACAAAUGGGAACAAACAACUUACCCGGAGGUUGAGAUUAUCAAGGAGAACAUUGAAUCUUAUCAGAAGCUUUUUGGGCUGGUUUUGAAGUGGCAGCGUACAGAAAAGAGAUGGAUGGAUGGGUCAUUUGUGGAUCUAAAUGGAGAAAGCAUGGAAGCGCAGGUGGAUGACUUCUACAGAGAAAUCUACAAGAUGUUGAAGUUCUUCCAGCAGAAACAGAAGAAAGCUGAUCAGGAAAGAGAAAAAACUGUAGCAGUGAAGAAAAGGCCUGGUGAGGAAGACGAUGGCAAAGAAGAAAAUUCCGGCAUACUCAUCUGCUCUAAGGUCAUAGAGCAAGUCAAAGAAUUCAAGGAGCACGUUCCGUUGGUGUCCAUCCUGUGUACCCCUGGAAUCAGGACGCGACACUGGAAACAAAUGUCUGAAAUUGUGGGCUAUGACCUUACGCCGGAUUCAGGCACAACACUGCGUAAGGUUCUCAAGCAGAAUCUUACCCCUUAUUUCGACCAGUUUGAGAGCAUUAGUGCUGCAGCCAGCAAAGAAUUCUCCCUUGAGAAAGCCAUGCAAACCAUGGUGGAGAUGUGGGACACUGUGUCAUUCCGUCAUAACCCUUACAGAGAGUCUGGCGUGUCCAUCCUUGCUGCUGUGGAUGAGAUUCAGACUAUGUUGGAUGAUCAGAUAGUGAAGACUCAGACUAUGAGAGGCUCCCCUUUCAUCAAACCCUUUGAGACAGAAAUCAAGUUGUGGGAGGAGAAACUGAUUCACAUCCAGAACACCAUUGAUGAGUGGCUGAAGGUUCAGGCACAGUGGCUUUACCUUGAGCCCAUCUUCAGCUCAGAGGACAUCAUGCAACAGAUGCCUGAGGAAGGUCAGCUAUUCCAGACUGUGGACAGGCACUGGAAGGAGGUCAUGAAGCAUUGUGUAAAGGAUCCAAAGAUUUUACCAGCUACAUCACUGCCUGGUUUGUUUGAGAAGCUUCAAGAUUCCAACUCUCUUCUUGAUAAAAUUAUGAAAGGGCUGAAUGCAUACCUUGAGAAGAAAAGGCUGUAUUUUCCUCGCUUCUUCUUCUUGUCAAACGAUGAGAUGCUUGAGAUCCUCUCGGAGACAAAAGACCCUUUGCGUGUUCAGCCCCACCUGAAGAAGUGUUUUGAGGGCAUUGCCAAACUGCUCUUCCUGCCUAACCUGGACAUCCAAGCAAUAUACAGCAGUGAGGGGGAAUGUGUGCAGCUCAUCCAGCUGAUCUCCACCUCAGAAGCACGAGGAGCGGUGGAGAAAUGGCUGGUCCAGCUAGAGGACAUCAUGCUGCGGAGUAUCAGGGAUGUAAUUAACUGUUCCAGGCUGUCUUACCCAGAGACCAAAAGGAGUGAAUGGGUGAGAGAGUGGCCAGGCCAGGUUGUUCUUUGUACCUCUCAGAUGUACUGGACACUGGAGGUGCAUGAGGCCAUCAGAAGUGGACCGGAAGGUCUGAAGAACUAUUAUGAGCAGCUGCAGAGCCAGCUGAAUGAUGUUGUUGAACUGGUGAGAGGGAAACUGCCCAAGCAGACACGCAUCACCCUGGGAGCGCUGGUUACCAUAGACGUUCAUGCACGUGAUGUAGUUAUGGAAAUGAUUGAAAAGGGUGUUUCAAAUGAAACAGACUUCCAUUGGCUUGCUCAGCUACGUUACUAUUGGGCUAAUGACAAUGUUCGUGUCCGCAUCAUCAACUGUGAUGUCAAAUAUGCCUACGAGUACCUGGGAAAUUCUCCACGACUGGUCAUCACCCCAUUAACGGACAGAUGCUACCGAACAUUGAUCGGAGCAUUUUACCUGAAUUUAGGGGGUGCUCCUGAAGGUCCUGCUGGAACAGGAAAGACUGAGACUACCAAAGAUCUGGCCAAAGCCCUGGCUGUACAGUGUGUGGUGUUCAACUGCUCUGAUGGACUGGAUUACUUAGCAAUGGGAAAGUUUUUUAAAGGACUGGCCUCUUCUGGUGCCUGGGCCUGCUUUGAUGAGUUUAAUCGCAUUGAGCUGGAAGUACUGUCUGUGGUGGCCCAGCAAAUCCUGUGCAUUCAGAGAGCCAUAGAGAUGAAGCUAGAGUACUUUGAUUUUGAAGGCACAGAGCUACGUCUCAACCCAAAUUGCUUUGUAGCUAUCACCAUGAACCCUGGAUAUGCUGGCCGGUCUGAGCUUCCAGACAACUUGAAAGUCCUCUUUAGAACAGUGGCAAUGAUGGUUCCAAAUUACGCAUUAAUUGCGGAAAUCUCCUUAUACUCCUAUGGCUUCCUGAAUGCCAAACCUCUAUCAGUGAAAAUUGUGAUGACCUACAGACUGUGUUCUGAGCAGCUGUCCUCUCAGUUUCACUAUGACUAUGGUAUGAGGGCAGUCAAAGCCGUGCUGGUGGCUGCGGGAAACCUCAAGCUCAAGUUUCCAGAGGAAAAUGAAGAUAUACUCGUGCUCCGGUCGAUCAAGGAUGUGAAUGAGCCAAAGUUUCUCUCUCAUGACAUUCCUCUUUUCAAUGGAAUCACAAGUGAUCUCUUCCCUGGUAUUUCUCUUCCCGUGGCAGACUAUCAGCUCUUCCUGGAAUGUGCUCAUGAAUGCUGCAGAAAUCAUAAUGUCCAACCUGUGAAAGUUUUCCUGGACAAGAUCAUUCAGACUUACGAGAUGAUGAUAGUACGUCAUGGGUUCAUGCUUGUUGGAGAACCUUUUUCAGGCAAAACUAAGGUUCUACAUGUUCUAGCUGAUACCUUGACCCUGAUGAACAAGAGGGGUUAUAAUGAAGAGGAAAAAGUCCUGUAUCGCACCAUCAACCCCAAAGCCAUCACCAUGGGCCAACUCUUUGGCCAGUUUGAUCCUGUGUCUCAUGAGUGGACUGAUGGGAUUGUGGCCAACACGUUCCGUGAGUUCGCCUCAGCGGAAACUCCAGAAAGAAAGUGGGUCGUAUUUGAUGGGCCCAUUGACACACUGUGGAUUGAGAGCAUGAACACGGUACUUGAUGACAACAAAAAGCUGUGCCUCAUGAGUGGAGAGAUCAUCCAGAUGUCCAAUCAGAUGAGUUUAAUUUUUGAGGCCAUGGACUUGUCCCAAGCUUCACCAGCGACAGUAAGCCGCUGUGGGAUGAUCUACAUGGAGCCGUCCCAGCUUGGAUGGACACCUCUUGUGACAUCAUGGCUAAACACUCUCCCAGAACCACUCCAAACUCAGGAAAAUUCCACAUUGCUGCUUGAGCUUUUUAACUGGUUACUUCCCCCAUCAAUUCACAUGUUAAGGAAACAUUGUAGGGAAGUUGUACCAACAAGCAACAGCAAUACUGUAGUAUCUCUCACACGAAUCUUUGAGAUGCUCUUGACGGAAUCCAUACGUGAGGAUGCUGGGAACAAGAAUAUACGCACCUGGAUCAUGGCAGCAUUUGCGUUCUCCUUGGUGUGGUCUGUUGGUGGGAGUUGUGAUACAGAUGGACGUUUACGAUUUGACUGUUUCCUAAGAGACAUCAUAUCUGGGAAAAAUGACAACAAUCCAGUCCCUGCAAUUGUGUCACAAUGGGAAUGUCCAUUUGAUGUGAAAGGCCUUGUUUAUGACUAUUCUUAUGAGUUUAAAGGAAAAGGCCGUUGGAUACAUUGGAAUGACUCAUUGAAGAAUGUUGCGCUGGGGGACAAGAACACCAAGGUGCAGGAUAUUAUCGUCCCCACAAUUGAUACGGUGCGGUACACGUACCUGAUGGACCUAUGCAUUCAGUAUGCAGUGCCUUUGCUGUUUGUUGGCCCUACCGGCACUGGAAAGUCUGUUUAUGUAAGAGAGAAGCUCAUGAACAAUCUGGACAAAGACAGGUACCUCCCAUUUUUCAUCAACUUCUCAGCCCGGACCAGUGCUAACCAGACCCAGAAUGUCAUCAUGUCAAGGCUGGAUAAAAGACGGAAAGGGGUAUUUGGACCUCCUAUGGGAAAGAAAUGCAUCAUUUUCGUGGAUGACAUGAGCAUGCCAGCGAUGGAGGUGUUUGGAGCUCAACCUCCAAUUGAACUGCUGCGCCAGUACUUCGACCAUCGACACUGGUACGACCUUAAAGACACAUCCAAGAUCACUUUGGUGGACUUACAACUGAUCUCAGCGAUGGGCCCCCCAGGUGGUGGAAGAAACGCAGUCACCCCUCGAUUUCUGCGGCAUUUCAACAUCUGUAGCAUCAACACAUUCAGUGAUGAAACUAUGGUGCGCAUAUUCUCCAACAUGGUGGCCUUCUAUUUUCGCAACAAUGGUUUCCCUCCUGACUGCUUCAAUGUUGGCAACCAGAUCGUGGCUGCAACCCUUCAGGUUUAUAAGAAGGCUAUAGAAAAUCUACUCCCUACUCCAGCCAAGUCUCACUACACCUUCAACCUUCGAGACUUCUCCCGAGUGGUUCAAGGAUGCCUGCUACUGAAGAAGGAUAGUCUGGAGAAUAAGUUUACCAUGAUCCGUCUUUUUAUUCAUGAAGUGUUCCGCGUCUUCUAUGAUCGCCUGGUUGACGAUAGUGAUCGUGCUUGGCUUUAUCGCCUGAUGAAUGACAUUGUGAAAGAGCACUUCAGUGAGAACUUUGACAGUGUAUUUGCACAUCUGAAAGAGGGGAAAAAGUCUUUGUGUGAGAAAGACAUGAGAAGUUUGUUAUUUGGGGAUUACAUGAAUCCUGACCUGGAAGAUAGCGAGCGGCUAUAUGCUGAGGUUCCAUCCAUGGAGAACUUCCGUGAUGUCACGGAGCUCUGUCUGGAGGAAUACAACCAGACCCACAAGACUCAAAUGAAUCUUGUCAUUUUCCGUUAUGUGCUGGAGCACCUGUCUCGAAUUAGCCGUGUGCUGAAACAACCAGGAGGAAAUGCCCUGUUGGUGGGUGUUGGAGGUAGUGGCCGCCAGUCUGUGACUCGACUGGCCACUUUUAUGGCUAAUAUGACCCUGUUCCAACCAGACAUCUCCAAGAGCUAUGGCAUGAAUGAGUGGAGAGAUGACCUAAAGCUCCUCCUGAAGAACGCAGGGAUGAAGGGUCAGAAGACUGUAUUCCUACUCACAGAUGCACAGAUAAAGGAGGAGGGCUUUUUGGAGGAUGUGGACAGUCUCUUAAACACAGGAGAAGUUCCAAACCUUUUUGCUGUUGAUGAAAAGCAAGAGAUCAUGGAAGCGGUACGCCCAGUUGCCCAGGCUGGCAAUAAGAAUGUGGAGUUCAGUCCUUUAGCUCUGUUUGCCUACUUUGUUGCGCGCUGUAAAGAGAACCUGCAUGUAGUAGUGGCAUUUAGUCCUAUUGGAGAUGCAUUCCGGAACCGCCUGCGCCAGUUCCCCUCCCUCAUCAACUGCUGCACCAUCGACUGGUUCCAGGCCUGGCCAGAGGAGGCUCUUGAACAAGUAGCCAACAAGUUCUUGGAGAACUUGGAGAUGAGUGACCAUGAGCGGCAAGAGGUCAUCCAUAUCUGCAAGACCUUCCAUACCUCAGCCAAGGAUCUGUCUAAUAAGUUUUUGUCAGAGCUUGGUCGCCAUAACUACGUGACUCCUACCUCAUACUUGGAGCUCAUUGCUGCGUUCAGGCAGCUCCUCUCCCAGAAACGGGACACUGUGAUGAAAGCUAAGAGAAGGUACACAAAUGGACUUGACAAACUAGCCUUCGCUGAGUCCCAGGUGGGAGAAAUGAAGACAGAACUGGUUGACCUUCAGCCUAAACUUGAACGAGCCAGGACUGACAACGCUAAAAUGAUGGAGGUGAUAGAGGUGGAAUCAAGGCAGGUGGAGGCUAAAAGCAAAAUUGUUCGAGUGGAUGAGGAGGCAGCUACUCUCAAAGCAAAUGAAGCACAGGCUUUGAAGGAUGAGUGUGAGAGUGAUUUGGCUGAAGCUAUCCCUGCACUGGAAGCUGCCCUCGCUGCCCUGGACACACUUAAACCCUCUGAUGUGACAAUUGUGAAGUCUAUGAAGAACCCACCUUCAGGAGUGAAGCUGGUUAUGGCUGCUGUGUGUGUGAUGAUGGACAUAAAACCUCAGAAAAUCAACGACCCCUCAGGAAGUGGACAAAAGAUUCUUGACUAUUGGGGUCCAAGUAAGAAACUGCUUGGAGAUAUGAAUUUCCUUCGAGACCUGAAAGAGUAUGACAAGGACAACAUCCCAGUGGCAGUGAUGCAAAAAAUUCGUAGUGAAUACAUGACGAAUCCUGACUUUGACCCUACCAAAGUGGCCAAGGCCUCAUCUGCUGCUGAAGGCUUGUGUAAAUGGAUUACUGCUAUGGAGGUUUAUGACAAAGUGGCUAAGACGGUGGCCCCUAAGAAGGCUAACUUGGCCGAAGCGCAGGAAUCACUGGCCACUACCAUGGAGCUGCUGAACCAAAAAAGAGCUGAGCUGAAGGAGGUGGAGGAUCGAUUGGCCUCUUUGCAAAAGACAUUUGAUGAGAAGACACAGGAGAAAGCCCAGCUGGAGACCCAGGUGGAUCUCUGCGCACGCAAGCUGGAAAGAGCUGAAAAACUGAUCGGUGGCCUUGGAGGAGAAAAAACUAGGUGGUCAGCAGCUGCAGAUGAACUUCAGAAUACCUAUGAUAACUUGAUUGGUGAUAUACUCAUAUCUGCUGGAGUAAUAGCUUACCUGGGGGCAUUCACAGUUGGGUUCCGCAUUGAUUGCACCAAAGCCUGGACUAAGCUGUGCAAGUCUAAGAACAUUCCAUCCUCUGAUGACUUCUCCCUGAGCAAAACCCUAGGAGAACCCAUCAAGAUUAGGGCUUGGAACAUUGCUGGUCUUCCCACCGACAGCUUCUCCAUCGAUAAUGGAGUUAUAGUGAGCAAUUCCAGAAGAUGGCCAUUGAUGAUAGACCCUCAGGGUCAGGCCAACAAAUGGGUAAAAAACUCAGAAAAGGAAAACAACUUGAGUGUAAUCAAGCUGACUGAUAGUGACUACAUGAGAACAUUGGAGAACUGCAUUCAGUUUGGGACACCUCUGCUACUGGAGAAUGUAGGUGAAGAGUUGGAUCCAUCACUGGAGCCGUUACUAUUGAAACAAGUUUUCAAACAAGGUGGGAUGGACUGCAUCCGGCUGGGGGAGAGUGUGAUUGAAUACUCUAGUGAUUUCCGCUUCUAUAUUACCACUAAACUACGUAACCCCCACUACCUGCCUGAGCUGGCAACCAAAGUUUCCCUGCUUAACUUCAUGAUCACCCCAGAGGGCCUGGAGGACCAGCUACUGGGGAUUGUGGUGGCCAAGGAGAGGCCAGAGCUAGAAGAAGAAAGGAAUGCUCUGAUCUUGCAGUCCGCUGCUAACAAGAGACAACUGAAAGAGACUGAAGACAAAAUCUUGGAGACUCUGCAGUCCUCAGAGGGCAACAUCCUGGAAGACGAAAGCGCAAUUCAGAUCUUGGACUCUGCUAAGAUUAUGUCCAGCGAGAUCACCAAGAAACAGCAGAUCGCAGAGAAGACAGAAAUCAAAAUUGCAGAAUCCAGGGAGGCCUACAGAGCAAUUGCCAAGCACUCUUCCAUUCUCUUCUUUACCAUUGCAGAACUUGCAAACAUUGACCCAAUGUACCAAUAUUCACUCAGCUGGUUUGUCAACCUCUACAUCAACUCCAUUCAACACAGCAACAAGUCAAAGAUUCUGGAGAAGAGACUUAGAUACCUUAUCGACCACUUCACCUACAAUCUGUACUGCAAUGUGUGUCGCUCCCUCUUUGAGAAAGACAAGCUCCUCUUCUCAUUCCUUCUCUGCUCAAACCUAAUGCUAGCCAAGAAGGAGAUCGACUACUCUGAGUUCAUGUUCCUCCUCACAGGUGGUGUUGGGCUGCAGAACAAUGUGCCCAAUCCUGACCCUGACUGGUUACAGGAAAAGAGCUGGGAUGAGAUCUGCAGAGCCAGUGAACUGCCCGCACUGCAAGGCCUAAGGGAGAGCUUCAUGCAGUGUUCAGAUGCCUUUAAGACAAUCUAUGAAAGCAACGAACCCUAUAACACACCUUUGCCUAAACCAUGGUGUGACAAACUUAAUGACCUUCAGAAAAUGAUCAUCUACCGAUGCCUAAGACCAGACAAAAUUGAACCUGCUAUUGGAAACUACGUGAGACAUAAACUGAGCAGGAAGUUUGUUGAACCUCCACCAUUUGAUUUGAGAAAGAGCUACAAUGACUCCAACUGUACCAUCCCAUUGAUCUUUGUGCUUUCUCCUGGGGCUGACCCAAUGGCCAGCUUGUUGAAGUUUGCCAAUGAUAAGAGCAUGGACGGCUCAAAAUUCAAGUCCAUUUCUCUGGGUCAGGGUCAGGGCCCUAUUGCGGUGAAGAUGAUCCAAUCUGCCAUGAAGGAAGGUUCUUGGGUGUGCUUGCAGAACUGCCAUCUGGCCGUGUCCUGGAUGUCCACUUUAGAGAAGAUUUGUGAGGAUUUCAGUCUAGAAACCUGCCACCCAGACUUUCGCCUCUGGCUCACCAGUUACCCUUCUUCCAUGUUCCCAGUGACAAUUCUACAGAAUGGUGUGAAAAUGACAAAUGAGCCACCCACAGGCCUAAAGCUAAACCUCCUGCAGUCCUACCUCUCUGACCCCAUCUCUGACCCACAUUUCUUCACAGGCUGCCCAGACAAAGAGCUAGUUUGGGAAAAGCUCUUGUACGGGGUUUGUUUCUUCCACGCCCUUGUCCAAGAAAGGAAGAAGUUUGGACCGUUGGGUUGGAAUAUUCCAUACGGGUUCAAUGAGUCAGACCUUCGCAUCAGUAUCAGGCAGCUGCAGCUCUUUGUGAAUGAGUACGACGAAGUCCCUUUUGAGGCCAUAACGUACCUGACAGGGGAGUGCAACUACGGCGGGCGUGUAACUGAUGACUGGGACCGCCGCCUGCUCAUGACCAUGCUGGCAGACUUCUACAAUAAAGAUGUCAUUGAGAACACUCGCUACUACUUCUCCCCCAGUGGCAAAUACUACGCUCCACCAAAGUCUAUAUACGAGGACUAUGUGAAGUUUAUCAGGGACCUGCCAUCCAUUCAACAUCCUGAGGUGUUUGGGAUGCAUGAAAAUGUGGACAUAUCCAAAGAUCUGCAGCAGACCAAACUCCUGUUUGACUCACUGCUCCUGACCCAGGGCGGUGGGGCAAAGGGAGGGAGCAGUUCUGGAGGCGACAGCACCCUUUUGGAUAUUGCCAGUGAUAUCUUAGCCAAACUUCCAGACAACUUUGAUACCGAAUUGGCUCUUGUGAAAUUCCCUGUGCUCUAUGAAGAGAGCAUGAACACAGUGCUGGUGCAGGAAUUGGAGCGAUAUAACACGUUGUGUAGCACUAUCCGCGUGAGCCUGCAGAACUUGCUCAAGGCCAUUAAAGGGAUCGUGGUGAUGGAUGCUGAGUUGGAGGCCAUAGCAGGCAGUCUAUUAGUGGGGAAGGUGCCUGAGAAAUGGGCCAAGCGCUCCUACCCCAGCCUCAAGCCCCUGGGGAGCUACAUCAGUGACCUCCUCGCCAGGCUCAAGUUUCUGCAGGAGUGGUAUGACACCACCAAACCCCAUGUGUUCUGGCUGUCAGGGUUCUUCUUUACUCAGGCUUUUCUGACUGGGGCCAUGCAGAACUACGCUAGGAAAUACUCCAUCCCCAUUGACCUCCUCAGUUUUGACUUCAAGGUAUUACCCAUAGACACCUCAGAUACUUCCCCGGAGGAUGGUGUGUACAUUCACGGCCUGUUCCUGGAUGGAGCCCGGUGGGACAGAGAAAGUGGAGACCUGGCUGAACAAUACCCUAAAGUCCUUUUCUAUUCAGUACCCAUUAUCUGGAUAAAGCCAAUGGAUAAGAGAGUUGUGAAGCAGCCGGAGAAUGUCUACGUGUGUCCUCUGUAUAAGACAAGUGAGCGGAAGGGCACCCUGUCUACCACAGGCCACUCCACUAACUUUGUCAUCUCCCUGACUCUUCUGACCAAGACACGCCCACAACACUGGAUCAAGAGAGGGGUCGCCAUGCUAUGCCAGCUGGAUGACUAA
Messenger RNA from Chanos chanos (milkfish), 11817 nucleotides. It is a transcript of the gene dnah12, whose product is annotated as dynein, axonemal, heavy chain 12. Bases 1 to 11817 code for a protein of 3938 amino acids. Lineage: Eukaryota; Metazoa; Chordata; Actinopteri; Gonorynchiformes; Chanidae. Gene Ontology annotation, biological process: microtubule-based movement. The transcript is spliced from 73 exons. Gene Ontology annotation, molecular function: minus-end-directed microtubule motor activity; dynein intermediate chain binding; ATP binding. Gene Ontology annotation, cellular component: dynein complex. The record is from RefSeq and is a predicted model, not a curated record.